AUGUGGUUGCGGCAAUUCGUGUCGAGCGACGAGUGGCAGGACGCCGCAGCAGCGGGCAUCACGCUCGCCAUCUGCCUCGCAUGGAUUCUCUCCGUCCAAAAUCUCGUCAAGUUCCGUCUGCUCUCCGUCUAUCUCAGCCGUAAGCUCAUCCACAUCUUCACUGGUCCCAUCUUCAUGCUGACGUGGAACCUCUUCUCCAAUCAGCCCUACGCGCGCCUCGCCGCUGCCGUCGUUCCGCUCCUAAUCACCCUCCACUUCGCGCUCGUCGGUCUCGGCGUAGUUAAGGAUCAAUCAGCGAUUAACUCCGUCACCCGGCGCGGGGACCGCAGGGAAAUGCUGCGCGGGCCCGUGAUGUACGGGCUGUGUUUCGUCGCCUUCACUGUGCUCUUUUGGCGCCACUCCCCUUCCGCCUUUCUCGCGCUCAACGCGCUCUGCGCGGGAGACGGAUUCGCGGAACUCGCGGGGCGGCGGUUCGGAAACGCGCCUUCGCAGAAGCUUCCGUGGUCCGGGAUCAAGAGCUGGCCUGGCAGCGCGGCGAUGCUUCUCUGCAGCUUCGCGUUUGGGUUCGGAUCGCUGCUGCUCUUUGAUUCGUUCGGCAACUUCGCCCCGCGCCACGUCCACGUGGCAACAGCAGCGCCUGCCACGUUGGCAAUAGCAGCGGGUGCAGCGGUAGUGGAAGCGGUGGCGCCUGGCGAUUGGGACAACGUGCUUGUGUGUGUGGUCGUGGCUGUAGCGGGGGAGUUGGCAAUGCCUCUGCUGGUGAGGUGA
Closterium sp. Yama58-4 is the source of this 768-nucleotide messenger RNA. Lineage: Eukaryota; Viridiplantae; Streptophyta; Zygnematophyceae; Desmidiales; Closteriaceae. The record is from the annotation of a GenBank genome assembly.